Molecule: messenger RNA, 1464 nt
Organism: Zophobas morio
Lineage: Eukaryota; Metazoa; Arthropoda; Insecta; Coleoptera; Tenebrionidae
Exons: 5
Coding region: 1-1464 (487 amino acids)
Source: RefSeq, a predicted model, not a curated record
AUGAAGGAAGAAAUGGGCGCAAGAAUGGAAAAAAUGGAUGCAAGAGGCGAACAAAUCAACGCGAAAAUGAAAAAAAUGAACGAAAAAAUGGACGAGAAAAUGGAGGCAAGAAACAAAGAAAUGGACGAAAAAAUGGAUGGAAGGAUGGAAAAGACGGACGAAAAAAUAGACAAGCAAAAACAUGCCAUAAUCACCAGCCUAAGUGAAAAAUUCCAAAUGGAAGUGGAAGCAAACCAAAAUGAAAUCACGGGAAUUAAAGAACAAAUGAAGGACAUACAAACAAAUUUGAAGGUUGUGGAAAAUUUUGUUGGAGAAAAUGUGGUCUUGAUGGAUGAAAAAGUAAAAGAGGAAAUUGAACACCAACUAAAGACUGAUUUCUUGGGAUUGUGUACGUACUACAGAAGGUUUGUCAACGGGUUUGCUGAUAUUGCUGCUCCUCUGCACAGGCUGAUGGAUUUGAAGUCUCAGUUUAAUUCGGCGGCUGAAUGUGAAGCCGCCUUUAAAAGAUUGAAGAACGCGCUAUGCUCUAGUCCUAUUCUGUCCUAUCCUCAAUCAUCGGGAAUGUUCAUCUUGGACACGGACGCGAGCAAUAUCGGAAUAGGUGCUGUAUUGUCACAGGUGCAGGACAAAGAAGAAAAAGUCAUCGAAUACUUCAGCGGCAUACUUUUGAAAACCGAGAACUACUGUGCUACGAGGAAGGAGUUGCUGGCGAUUGUCAGGGCUGUUGAACACUUCCAUAAGUAUCUCUAUGGACGCGAAUUCCUGAUUAGAACCGAUUACGCAGCCCUCAUAUGGCUCUUUCAGAUGAAGAAUCCCGAAAGACAAGAUGGCUUUAACGACUCCAACAGUAUCACUUCAAAAUUCGACACAGGACUGAACUGCAAACACUGCGACAAGAUCGAGCAACGUGAAACGUCAUUCAACUGUGGGAGGACUGCAGUCACCGAAGACGAAGAAUGGACUACAGCUCAGCUUAGAAAAGACCAAGAAGAGGACGUGGAUAUCAGACCGUUGCUCAAAUGGAAAGAAGUUGGGGCAGAACGGCCAGCUUGGUCGGAAAUAUCAAACGAGUCACCCUCUUUCAAGGCGUUAUGGGCUCAGUGGGACUCCCUGCGCAUCGAGAACUUUCCUUCGAUUCUCUCAAUCCUUCACAUCCUUCCAGCAUAUGCGCUAUUGUUUCUCCCUCCCUCCAACAUAUCCUACACCUUCUUAUUUUUCUUGCACGAUUUGAUUCAUAAAGGAAAUUGCUUAGUAGUACCACGAUCCUUAGAGAAAAAUAUGUUAGAUAUUAUUCAUCGCGACAUAGAAAAUAAAGUCAUGUCAUGUGAAGCUUGUCAGAAGUAUUGCAGGAAUAAUUUUAGGGAACCGUUAAUAUCGCCUACUGUUCCAAAAUUUCCAUGGCAGAAAAUAGGUUGCGAUUUAUACGAAUUAAGGAAAGAGAAAUUUAUUAUUUAUUACAGCUGA